Molecule: messenger RNA, 1990 nt
Organism: Schizosaccharomyces octosporus yFS286
Lineage: Eukaryota; Fungi; Ascomycota; Schizosaccharomycetes; Schizosaccharomycetales; Schizosaccharomycetaceae
Product: endocytosis regulator
Exons: 1
Coding region: 758-1840 (360 amino acids)
Source: RefSeq, a predicted model, not a curated record
AGCAUUUUUUCUUUCUGCAGGCAACAAGCAUCAGGAAGAUUGAGGAAUCGGUUGAACUUGUUGUGGAAAUCUAUCCGCUUAUAAGGACUCCGUUUCUUUACAGGUUGUUGAUCGUCUGUGAUCUUCAAAAACUCUUGACCGUUUCCCGCGAUCGAUUCUUUUGAAAACUUCAAACGAAACGGUCUGCAAACCUUUCAUUUUAAGCGUAUUUUGUUUUUCACUGAUAGCAGGUCUUCAGUACAUUUAUUAGCCUUCUUGGCCAUCUCUUAAAACAAAAAAUAACCAGCCAUUGACUGGAAAGCUCUUUUGACUUGACGGUGCAUGUUUUACUGUCUUGAUUCUUAGACCGGCAGGUCCUAUAAUUAUAGUGGGUUCCAUAAAUUAAAAAAAUAACAAAAUAGGUUAUUUUACCAAUAGCUUUUCUUAUUUUUUUUUUUUUUUUCUCUUCUUCCUCCUUGUCGUUUUUGCUUUUCUUGUUCGUAACGUUGGACGCUAUUUCUCAUCUUCCCUCCAAAUUGUCUAAUAUCGAAUUUAUGUCGACAAUUACUGAUAUAUGUACUUUCUUUCUAGUUUGAUCACUCAAAAAGUAUUCCUUCAUCUUUGAGUGUAGAUACACCAUACUACUAGUUUCUUGAUUUUUGUUUAUUUCCUCUAUAUCUAUCUGUCUUUGAAGCUGUACCUUCUCUCACAGCUUCUCCAAAAUCAUCUUGCUUCCUUUUACUUUUUUGAUUCCGAUUUCCUUGAUCCAUUCUUCUUCAUGCCUUUGAAAUUGUCUCUUCCUCGUUCGUCCAGCCAUGCUCGCGAAUCCCAUUGCCAAAUGGAUGUUCGGAUGGAGUCUCCUCCUCUCGUCCUUUUGGGUCCUCCAGAGACUUCCACCGGCGCCUUGGCUUCGGGAAUAUUUAAACUCACAAUCCUUCAUCAACCGUUUGUUCAUGUUCACUCAUUAAAACUUCAGUUGAAGCAGAAAAUUUCUGUUUACCAUCCUCCUGUAUCACAUUGCUAUGAAUGUGGAGGCUCAACUGAAGUAUUACAAGAAUGGUUGUUUAUUUCAAAUACGAAAUUUCCAAGCGGAACACACCAUUGGCCAUUCAGUUGGUUAUUUCCCGGUACGCUGCCUGCCACACUAUCUACGCGACAUAUUGGCGUUGAAUAUUAUCUGGAGGCUACGUUUUGCUAUGCAACCUCUGAUGGUGGCCUUUCUCCUUAUAAACCUGAAAUCAUGAAAUAUCCUUUAGAACUAAAAAGAGCCUUUGUCCCUGGCUCAGAUACCAUCCAUAAGCGAAUUUUCCCUCCCACUGAUCUUGUUGCAAACAUCACCAUGUCAAGCAUCUUACAUCCUCACACAGUAGCUCUCAUGGAAAUCACUAUGACCGGUUUCUUGCAGGCUGAUGGAAGCGAAUGGGGAGUUACUAGGGUUACUUGGCGCCUAGAAGAACACUUAAAUUAUACCCCUAGACCUUGUGAUCGUCAUAAAGACACUGUUCGGUUUCGUACUGUCCAAGAGAAAAAAAUCCUUAGCGCCCAAGAUUUACAAUCAGGGUGGAAAUUUGUCGAUCACCAAUUCUUUUUGACCUGUCAAAUUAACGCGGCUGCAUUUCGGGAACCAACUUGUGAUGCAGAACUUUCUGGUCGAUUUAAUCUAAAAAUCUCUCAUUUCCUAAUCAUCGAAGCUAUUGUCAAUCGACGAAAGGGAGCGACAAGUAAUAUGGGAAAUGCUCGUAUUUUGCGAGUGUCAAUUCCUCAACCCCUUACAAGCCCUGCUGGUUUGGGCAUUAGCUGGGAUGAAGAAUGUCCUCCGGUUUUUGAAAGCGUAGGGCCAGCUCCUCCAGCUUAUUGUUGAAAUAAUUUACACUUUUUUGUUUCAUACUACUAAAAAGAAUUAUUUUAUAGUUUUUGUUUCUAAUUAUUCAAUUUAAUUAUUUUACGAUACGGUGGAGUAGGUAUUUUACUAAACUCAUUUAAUCAAUAAUACUUUUUCUUUCUGUCUUUA